Molecule: messenger RNA, 2118 nt
Organism: Knipowitschia caucasica
Lineage: Eukaryota; Metazoa; Chordata; Actinopteri; Gobiiformes; Gobiidae
Source: the annotation of a GenBank genome assembly
AUGUCUGUCAAUGGGGGACGCAGGGGGGAGGGGGGGGGGGACGCAGGGGGGAGGGGGGGGGGACGCAGGGGGAGGGGGGGGGGGGGGAGGGGGGGGAGGGGGGGGGCCAUAAUAAUUUCAGAGCUGGUUGUCUCUGAGGACAGUUCAGAGCUGGUUGUCUCUGAGGACAGUUCAGAGCUGGUUGUCUCUGAGGACAGUUCAGAGCUGGUUGUCUCUGAGGACAGUUCAGAGCUGGUUGUCUCUGAGGACAGUUCAGAGCUGGUUGUCUCUGAGGACAGUUCAGAGCUGGUUGUCUCUGAGGACAGUUCAGAGCUGGUUGUCUCUGAGGACAGUUCAGAGCUGGUUGUCUCUGAGGACAGUUCAGAGCUGGUUGUCUCUGAGGACAGUUCAGAGCUGGUUGUCUCUGAGGACAGUUCAGAGCUGGCUCCUCGUGAGUGGGUGAAGCCUGGAGUGAUCAGGGAGAUGGGGGGGUGUGGGGGGGUGAGGAGGGGGCGGGGGGGUGAUGGGGGGGGCGGGGGGGUUAGGGGGGGGGGCCCUGGUUGCUCCCGUUGGCAGUGGACAGCAGUCGGCGGCGGAGGAUGGAGGCAAGAGCUGAGGCUAGAGCUGAGGCUAGAGCUGGGGCUAGAGCUGAGGCUAGAGCUGAGGCAAGAGCUGAGGCUAGAGCUGAGGCUAGAGCUGAGGCUAGAGCUGAGGCUAGAGCUGAGGCUAGAGCUGAGGCUAGAGCUGAGCCAAGAGCUGAGGCUAGAGCUGAGGCUAGAGCUGAGGCUAGAGAUGAGGCUAGAGCUGAGGCUAGAGCUGAGGCUAGAGCUGGGGCUAGAGCUGGGGCUAGAGCUGAGGCUAGAGCUGAGGCUAGAGCUGAGGCUAGACCUGGGGCUAGAGCUGAGCCAAGAGCUGAGGCUAGAGCUGAGGCUAGAGCUGAGGCUAGAGCUGGGGCUAGAGCUGAGGCUAGAGCUGAGGCUAGAGCUGAGGCUAGAGCUGAGGCUAGACCUGGGGCUAGAGCUGAGGCUAGAGCUGAGGCUAGAGCUGAGGCUAGAGCUGAGGCUAGAGCUGGGGCUAGAGCUGAGCCAAGAGCUGAGGCUAGAGCUGAGGCUAGAGCUGAGGCUAGAGCUGAGGCUAGAGCUGGGGCUAGAGCUGGGGCUAGAGCUGAGGCUAGAGCUGAGGCUAGAGCUGAGGCUAGAGCUGGGGCUAGAGCUGAGGCUAGAGCUGGGGCUAGAGCUGAGGCUAGAGCUGGGGCUAGAGCUGAGGCUAGAGCUGAGGCUAGAGCUGAGGCUAGAGCUGAGGCUAGAGCUGGGGCUAGAGCUGAGGCUAGAGCUGGGGCUAGAGCUGGGGCUAGAGCUGAGGCUAGAGCUGAGGCUAGAGCUGAGGCUAGAGCUGAGGCUAGAGAUGAGGCUGGAGCUGGGGCUAGACCUGAGGCUAGAGCUGGGGCUAGAGCUGAGGCUAGAGCUGAGGCUAGAGCUGAGGCUAGAGCUGGGGCUAGAGCUGAGGCUAGAGCUGAGGCUAGAGCUGAGGCUAGAGCUGGGGCUAGAGCUGAGGCUAGAGCUGAGGCUAGAGCUGAGGCUAGAGCUGGGGCUAGAGCUGAGGCUAGAGCUGGGGCUAAAGCUGAGGCUAGAGCUGAGGCUAGAGCUGGGGCUAGAGCUGAGGCUAGAGCUGAGGCUAGAGCUGAGGCUAGAGCUGAGGCUAGAGCUGGGGCUAGAGCUGAGCCAAGAGCUGAGGCUAGAGCUGAGGCUAGAGCUGAGGCUAGAGCUGGGGCUAGAGCUGAGGCUAGAGCUGAGGCUAGAGCUGGGGCUAGAGCUGAGGCUAGAGCUGAGGCUAGAGAUGAGGCUAGAGCUGAGGCUAGAGCUGAAGCUAGAGCUGGGGCUAAAGCUGAGGCUAGAGCUGAGGCUAGAGAUGAGGCUAGAGCUGAGGCUAGACCUGAGGCUAGAGCUGAGGCUAGAGCUAAAGCUGAGGCUAGAGCUGAGGCUAGAGAUGAGGCUAGAGCUGAGGCUAGAGCUGGGGCUAGAGCUGAGCCUAGAGCUGAGGCUAGAGCUGAGGCUAGAGCUGAGGCUAGACCUGAGGCUAGAGCUGAGGCUAGAGCUGAGGCUAGAGCUGAGGCUAGAGCUGAGGCUAGAGCUGGGCUAG